AUGACUGCUCAAGGGCAUCCCAUGCUUGUGGAGCUCAAGAAUGGAGAGACCUACAAUGGGCAUUUGGUGAAUUGUGAUACGUGGAUGAACAUCCAUCUCCGUGAAGUUAUCUGUACAUCAAAGGACGGAGACAGGUUUUGGAGAAUGCCAGAAUGUUACAUCCGUGGUAACACAAUCAAGUACCUCCGGGUUCCAGAUGAGGUGAUUGAUAAAGUACAGGAGGAGAAGACCCGCACAGAUAGGAAACCCCCAGGGGGUGGAGGACGUGGAAGAGGACGCGGUAUUGAUGAUGGAGGGGCCAGAGGCCGAGGCCGAGGAGGUUCAGUGGGGAAGAUGGUUGGAAAUAGAGGAGCAGGCCGUGGACGAGGUUGA
Arabis nemorensis is the source of this 372-nucleotide messenger RNA. The record is from the annotation of a GenBank genome assembly. NCBI's taxonomy places the organism in Eukaryota, Viridiplantae, Streptophyta, Magnoliopsida, Brassicales, Brassicaceae.